AACACUCUCAUCCUGCUGAAAACUGAUCGAUCACCUGAUCGAUCCCGGGAAUCUAAGGUAGAAACUCCGUGAAACGGUUUCAGCGCAGAAAGAGACAAAGAGGAGAGAAAGAGGAGCGUCGGGAAAACGGUUUUAUGAUUGAGGACGCGCUUUCGGCUGAACUCAGGACCAUGUCCCCCCCCAGCAGCAGGACCCUCUCCGCUCCUCCUCAAGGCCACCACCUGACAUGAAGGCCUGAAGCCUGAGGACGCAGCGCCCCCUGCUGGACCCCCGCCGCCGCCGCGGGCCAUGGCCGAGCCCAGCUACUCCGACCUGAUCGCCAAACACUACAACUUCACCGGCAAGUUCCGGAAGACGCAGCAGGACUCGGGCCUGAAGGCCGACUCGGUGGUGUUCAUCAUCGUGUGCUGCUUCAUCAUCCUGGAGAACAUCCUGGUCCUGGCCACCAUCUGGAGGACCAAGAAGUUCCACAAGCCCAUGUACUACUUCAUCGGGAACCUGGCGCUGUCCGACCUGCUGGCCGGCGUGGUGUACACGGCCAACAUCCUGCUGUCCGGCGCCAACACCUACAAGCUGACGCCGACGCAGUGGUUCCUGCGGGAGGGCAGCAUGUUCGUGGCGCUGGCGGCGUCCGUCUUCAGCCUGCUGGCCAUCGCCAUCGAGCGCCACCUCACCAUGCUCAAGAUGAAGCUGCACAACAACGGCAACACGUGCCGCGUCUUCCUGCUCAUCAGCACGGUGUGGAUGAUCGCGGCGGUGCUGGGCGGCCUGCCGCUGAUGGGCUGGAACUGCAUCGACAACAUGGCGCGCUGCUCCACCGUGCUGCCGCUCUACCACAAGACCUACAUCCUGUUCUGCACCACCGUCUUCAGCAUCCUGCUCAUGGCCAUCGUGGUGCUGUACGCCCGCAUCUACGCGCUGGUGCGCACCCGCAGCCGCAAGCUCGUCUUCCGCAAGGUGUCCAACGGCCGCGGCAACGCCGGCGCCAACAGCAAGAGCUCGGAGAAGUCGCUGGCGCUGCUGAAGACCGUCAUCAUCGUGCUCAGCUGCUUCAUCGCCUGCUGGGCGCCGCUCUUCGUCCUGCUGCUGCUGGACGCCGCCUGCGAGACGCUCAGCUGCCCCAUCCUCUACAAGGUGGAGUGGUUCCUUGGCCUGGCCGUGCUCAACUCCGCCAUGAACCCGCUCAUCUACACCCUCACCAGCAACGAGAUGCGCCGCGCCUUCCUCAAGACGCUGCUGUGCUGCACGUCCUGCGUCCGGCCCAAGGCCAAGCAGGCGGGACCCAUCAUGGGGGCCGAGUUCAGCCGCAGCAAGUCCGAUAACUCCUCCCACCCCAACAAGGAGGAGGCCGAGUACUCGCCCAGGGAGACCACGGCCGUGUCGUCCGGGAACGUCACCUCCUCCUCCUAGAGGGGCGGAGGUCUAUGGAGCCAAAUCAAGGCCAAAAGUUGUGCUAAUUUGAAAAUAAAAUUUGAACCUGAAAAUUCUUUUUUACAGUUUCAAAUUAUUUUUUUUCGGUAUCAGAUCUUUUUUUCAGUUUCAGAACUUUUUUUUCAGUUUAAAUUUUUUUUUUUCAGUUUCAAAUCUUUUUUUGUCAGUUUCAAUUUUUUUUUUUCAGUUUCAGACUUUUGGCCCGGAUCUGGCGUGGGGGGCGUGGCAUCAACUGAG
Messenger RNA from Cololabis saira (Pacific saury), 1668 nucleotides. RefSeq names its product sphingosine-1-phosphate receptor 1 (gene s1pr1). The transcript is spliced from 2 exons. Gene Ontology annotation, biological process: angiogenesis; sphingosine-1-phosphate receptor signaling pathway. Lineage: Eukaryota; Metazoa; Chordata; Actinopteri; Beloniformes; Belonidae. The coding region runs from base 289 to 1410 and encodes 373 amino acids. Gene Ontology annotation, molecular function: sphingosine-1-phosphate receptor activity. Gene Ontology annotation, cellular component: membrane. The record is from RefSeq and is a predicted model, not a curated record.